Molecule: messenger RNA, 2691 nt
Organism: Zophobas morio
Lineage: Eukaryota; Metazoa; Arthropoda; Insecta; Coleoptera; Tenebrionidae
Gene: Ip6k
Product: inositol hexakisphosphate kinase 2
Exons: 6
Coding region: 527-2125 (532 amino acids)
Biological process (GO): inositol phosphate biosynthetic process; phosphatidylinositol phosphate biosynthetic process
Cellular component (GO): nucleus; cytoplasm
Molecular function (GO): inositol hexakisphosphate kinase activity
Source: RefSeq, a predicted model, not a curated record
CUCGCGCUCGAGCAGUUGUCUUGUUGCUGUGUCUCAUGCUGAACGUACACUAUCUUGCAACUGUUAAUUUAUUAAUUUGUUAAUCCACGCAAUUUCAGCGCGUUUUAUCACGCACCCACAUAAUUUAAACCGCCAGUGCAUAAAUAGGUCUUCGUUCCUUCAUCGGACAGUCAUAUGUUGAGCAAAAAUUGGUUCGUUCGCUGCUACUUUCACAGUUGUUCGUCAUGAUAGCGGGAGUGGAACCCGUUUUUGCUAUGUGACCAUUUGGAGUGUUUUAGUGUUUGUUUUGAGUUUUUUUGUUGUGAUCGAGUGCAGUGGGUUCGUCCAGUGGGCGUGAUUCCACCCCCCGAACUGCAGAACGCAUCGUAAUCGAUAAGUUUGUCAACGUUGCCACGUCUCGCAACCUGAGUGAAGAGGAGGGGCAACAGCGCACAGCUGACCGGGACAUCGUACCUUGCCAUUCUUACCAGAAUUCGUUGUCGAAGAAGUAACUCUUCAAGAGUGUGUUCGUACCAACAGGAAGGGGAUGGUGUACUUGUUGGAUGAUUGGGGUAUGGGAGAUACUGAAACCCGCAAUCGGAAAUAUGCGGAAUCUUCCCGUGACCUUCUUAGACGUGACCAACAUGUUGAUAGCUGUGAUGAAGUCGACUUGCACCCUCUCAGCAACCAGGUCGGAGGCCACACGCGUCUCAUGCUGCUUAACCCAAGCACAAUCUGCAAACCCCUAAACUAUAGAGAGCUCGACUUUUACCAGAACAUUCAGGACCAAGAUAUCAAAAUGUUUGUACCGAAAUAUAAAGGAGUAAUGCAAGCAACGCUUUGUAGUGGGGGAAAAAUCGAAAAACGCUACAGUCCCAGUUUCCGUGACGAAUCUUCCAGAACCAAGACUGACCGUAAAAGGAAACGAGAAGAUGUUCUGAAGAUGAGGGUGCAUCACACCGGGAAUCCAAAAGACGUCCUGAAAAGCAUUUCGCAAUCAGACAAUACAAACAAGCAAUAUUUCCUAAUGUUAGAAAACAUCACAUCUCAUUACACCCAUCCCUGCAUCUUGGACUUGAAGAUGGGUACUCGUCAGCACGGCGACGACGCUUCGGCAGAAAAACGUUCCAAACAGAUGGCGAAGUGCGCAGCCAGCACUUCGGCUACGUUAGGUGUGAGACUGUGUGGUAUGCAAGUGUACCAAGCAGAGUCGGAGAUUUAUUUUAAAAAGGACAAGUACUGGGGGCGCGAGUUAAACGAAGAAGGUUUUAAGAACGCUCUUUGUACGUUUUUCGAUAAUGGUUUUGGACUUAGAGUAUCGGUGAUACAGCAAGUGAUCUCAAAGUUGGAGCAGCUGAGGCGGGUGAUCGAGAAGCAGAGUUGUUAUAGAUUUUACUCGUGUUCGUUAUUAAUAGUAUACGAGGGCAACGGCGGCCUCCCGAUUCUGAAGCCCGAACCGUGCUUCGAGCCCGUGUUCAGUGACUGCACUAGGGAGUCGUCCGAGAGCAGCCGCGAAGUUCCCUGCUGCUACGACGCAGACACCAGUAACUCGUCAACUGACUUCAAUUUAAGUCAAGACGAAGUCUCGCAGGAUUCCCACCAUCGGGGUUUUGGCGAAGCCGCCGCGCGUGGUGCCAAAUACGGCAGCUUUUACCCAAUAUCCGAAGAAACGGUGUUCAUGGACUCCCCUCCUUCCAUUCCUACCAUUACCACAACCAGCCCUCUUCCCAUCGACAGCUGGAUGAUGUACUCGAACAGCAGCAGCGACGAAUACUCGCAUCUAAACGGAAUUAGCUCCAACGAAGACACUUCGGACUUUGAGUCGUGUCUUCCGCAUAAGAGUAGCUUACAGUUCGGGCAGCUGGAGUUAGAGGACGAAGAGGACGAGGAAUUGACGCCCACAGUUUCUCAUAAAAAUUUGACGAAGAGGUUGAGAGUGAAGGAACAAGGGUGCAGCAGAGGGAAGUCGAGGUCUGGGGCCCCAGCCAACGUUGACGUUCGUAUGAUAGAUUUCGCCCACACUUCUUUUAUUACGAGGAGCGAGGAAAGCUCCAGCGGGGUGAUCCAUCAGGGGCCCGAUGGCGGUUUUUUAACGGGAUUAGACAGUUUAAAGCGUUUAUUAUCGCAGAUUUUAGCUGAAGGUUGAAGCUGCCAUGUAUCGAAAUGCUCUAUUUAACAAUAAAAUUUCAAACGUCAGUUUUGAGAUUAAUUUAGAUUUCUGGAUGGUGUAAAUAGUGCGGUUAGUAUUUGUUAAUUUUUAAUUUAUAACAGUAUUCUUGUACAAAAUUGUAGGAUAAAAUUGGAUGAAUAUUUUCAUAUUCCUCAAGAGUUAUGAAAGUGUUUUCGUUUCAUUUUGUUUCGUUUUAUUCUGUGAUUAUCUUGUUUUUUUUUUAUUAUUGAGGUGGUUGUGCGAAUGAGUGAGUAAUUUCUAGACAUUCCAGAAUUUGUGUAGAGUAAACAUUUAUAUGCAAUAGCUUUCUUUAAUGAAUUUCAGAAAUUCAUUCAUGUUAAACAUGACGCUAUUGUAAAAAUAGAGUUGUUACUGUUGCUCUUUGUAAUUCCCAAAGCGGGACCAUUGGGUAUAUGAAUGUUUCUGAUGUUAUGAUUUUUACAAAUUAUGGGAUAUGUUUAGGAAUUUGAGCGAAAUGAUCGUGAUGUUUUGUGUUCAAACUUGUACUAUUGUUAAUUUAAAAUAAAACAAAUUUAAAUAAU